Molecule: messenger RNA, 1674 nt
Organism: Penicillium vulpinum
Lineage: Eukaryota; Fungi; Ascomycota; Eurotiomycetes; Eurotiales; Aspergillaceae
Product: OPT family oligopeptide transporter
Exons: 1
Coding region: 1-1674 (557 amino acids)
Biological process (GO): transmembrane transport
Molecular function (GO): oligopeptide transmembrane transporter activity
Source: RefSeq, a predicted model, not a curated record
AUGAGCAACUUCCGCACAACCAAGGCCCCAUACUCUAUCUUCUUUGUUCAAAUUGCAUGUCACUAUGCCGGUCACUUUAUGGCCAGAGUCCUUCCUGACUGGAAGAUUGGACUGCCUGGUACUCGCUUUUCUUUUGACCUGAAUCCGGCCCCGUGGAGCAUCAAAGAACAUGUCUUGGUCACGUUGACUGCAGCUUCUGGGGCUACGUACAAUUUGGGAUAUGCUCCCAUCGUCCUCGCAGAGCUUUGGUAUGGUACACGAGUCAAUCCGGCGGUUGCAAUAUUCUUUAUGCUUUCAAUCGUAUGGAUUGGCUACUCUUUUGCUGCUCUUGCACGACAGAUCCUUUUACCUGACCCGGAAUACAUCUGGCCCCAAGCUUUGAUGCAGACGACAUUGUUUGAAACUUUCAGCAAAACAGAUAACUCGUCGGCUCUCGCUAGGCGCCAGAUGAAGGUGUUCUUCUUCGCACUUCUAGGGAUGACCAUGUGGCAAUUCCUUCCAGAGUAUGUCUUUCCAUUCACCUCAUCGUUAGCCUUCCCCUGCUGGGUGGCACCUCGCAAUCCGGUGGCCAACUUCAUUAGCUCAGGUAUUGGUGGCAUGGGAUUCCUCAAUCUUUCGUUGGACUGGUCAAACGUAAACUGGAAUGGAUCCUCAAUCAUGAAGACCCCAUACUGGACGCAGGUCAUCUUGUUCUUGGCUUUUGCUUUCAAUUGUUGUCUACUUCCUGCAGCGAAGUUGGGGAAUCUAGGUUCCUUCAAGCAUGGACUCAUGUCAAACAACCUUUUCCUAGCUAAUGGGACAGCCUACCCAACCCUUGACGUACUCACCCCAAACUAUCACCUGAACACGACCGCUUACGAGGAGUCUGGGCGGAUGUAUAUGGGUUUGCAAAAUGUAUGGGCGACAUUUUUCGACUACGCUAAGCUUCCAGCAGCGAUCACCUGGAUUCUGACCUUCGGAUACACACAGGUUUCUAAGAAUCUCCAAAGAAUUUGGUCAUCUCAUAAAGCAGAGAAAUCAAUAAAAGAUGAGGGCAUUCAUCACCAGUAUCACGAUCGCCUUAGCGUUAUCCAGAGACAGUACAAAGAGAUUCCAUGGUGGUGGUAUGUCACUCUAUUCUUAGUAGCCUUUGUCAUUCUGAUUAUAUUCCUCGCACUCGGGCAUCUCUUUAUCCCAAUCUGGACCUUGUUUGUGGCACUUGCGAGUGCUACAGUCCUGGUCAUCCCGUUUGUUUGGCUUUACGCCAUUUCCAACUACCAGCUUGAGACUGGCUCUUUCAACGAACUCAUGUACGGCUACAUGGUCCAUACAAAAGCCGGUGAGGCCCACCAACACCCCUGUGGCCCUUCUGUCUAUGGGUCUAUCGCGGGUGAUGCCUGGUAUCGUGCUCAGUAUAUGCUCCAGGACCAAAAGAUUGGCCAUUACAUGCACAUUCCACCUCGCGCAGUUUUUUUCUCUCAAAUCUUCGGCACUUGCAUGGGUGUUCCAAUUAACUAUGCCGUCAUUCGUUGGGUCAUGAACACCAAAGGAGAUUAUCUGACUGACAAAAAAACGGAUUCACUGAAUCAAUGGACAGGACAGUCCCUGCGGACUUCCAACACCAUGGGAGUUCAGUACGCUGUGCUUGGUCCAAAGAGGCUUUUUGCUGAGGCAGAAAUGGCUGUGCUUACCUAG